Cyanistes caeruleus (blue tit) is the source of this 1787-nucleotide messenger RNA. Lineage: Eukaryota; Metazoa; Chordata; Aves; Passeriformes; Paridae. The record is from RefSeq and is a predicted model, not a curated record.
CAGUUCCCUAAGGAAGAAGUGGAUCUCGGCGCACCAUGGACAUGGUUCUGACCUGUACUGGCUUCUAGACUGGGAUCAGGAUAUGGAUUAUCUGGAAGCCCUGCUAGAUGACAGCUGGAAAGUCUUGAAGAAUGCUGGAGCCAAGCCACUUGGUGAAGGUGAUCUGGCUUCCCAAUCCACGUCAAGGACUGAGGCUCAGGGAGAUGGCAAGGUGAUGGACCAAAAGACCAUGCAGGUGGAGACGUUUCCCAGAGGAAACAGUGGCUCGUUGGCAGCCUCUGCUGCAGGAAAGAAGGCGAUGCCAGGCAAAGGCCCAGACACAGGAGAUGCAGCCAGUAUCACAACACGUGUUCCUGAUUCCCAGAACACAACUGAAAGGGGUUUCUGUCAGGGAACACUCUGUUGGCUAGGGAUAACAGCUGGCCUGCUUUGUUUGGAGCUUGUCUUCAUUUUAUGCUGUUUUGGAAUCUGGUAUACCUGGAAGAGAAAACGGAGUGCCUCUGCAGCUUCAAACGUCCUGCCAAACAUGUUAGGCUGGGAGAACUACACCCGUCUUCCUCCAUCUCCAAACCAGUGUACGUUGUCCCUGCCACAGCUGCCUUACCAGCUCAUUGCUGUGGAGGUGCAACCACCAUGCAGAACAGGACCCUCUGCCCCUGCAGGUGCUGGCCCUGGUGUCUUGCCAUGCCUGAAGGUGGGCCCCUCUUGCCAGGGAAGGGCUUAAACAACACCUUUGGGCUUCAGCUCUGAGGUCUGGCUGGUACCACCAGCACUGGCACAGCUGCUUUGCUGAUCACUGCCUUGUCUGGGCAGGCAGCAGCUGGGCAUGGGGCAGCAUGCUAUCUUUGUUUUUCAUUUUGAGAAAUGAGAAAUUUUUAGAACUCUUUAGAAUUAAUAUUGGUAGAAAAUAAUCCCCGAAUGUUUCUUCCUGAUUUCCAUUGUCAUUUAGGAUUUUUCAAAAGAGUUUUAGAAAUCUGAAAAGGCGACCCCGUUUUGUCUUUGCUCUUCAUUUUUAGAAAUUUGAAAUUUUUAGAUAUAGUUAGAAAUAAUUUUCGUAGAAAAGAUCUAUAAACAUUUCUUCCCCAUUUCCAUAGUCGUUCAGGAUUUUUCAAAGUAGUUUUAGAAUUCAGAAAAACUUGGAACAUUUUUACACUUCUAGAAUAAAAACUGAAAUUGCAUUCAAUUGGUAAUCUUUACUCUAGGAAGAACUAAGACACCCUAAAUACCCAGCCUACUGGAGAGGUUCUUUUCCCACUGGGAGAUUUGUACCUAGUCUCAACAACUAACCUAAGACCUUUUCCCAGAUACUUUUUGGGACUUCUGACAAGCUCCCCUCUUAGUCUUCAGAGGGAAACUUUGAGCACAGUGAGAAUCUCCUCCUGUGUGCCAGCUGCAGCUGGGGGCCUCAGCCACCUUCCCUCUCAAUAGGUGCCCCUCUGCAGCUUCACAAGAAAGGCCAAACACAUCAGUCUGGGAGACUUGCCCCUGUCAUCCUGCAUCCUUAUGCACGUGUCCAUUGUCCCUGCCACAGCUGCAUUAUCAACUUAUUGCUAUGCCCAUGCUGCCACCAACACACAGAACAGGAGCCUCUGUCCACAAAGGGUUUGGCCCUACUCACCAGACAGGACAGAUGGCGGGGCCCUCCUGCCAAGGCAGGGCUUGAGUCCAGCAGCACCUGUGGGCUUCAGCUCUGGUAUCUGGCUGGUACUACCAGCAGUGGCAGAGCUGCUUGGCUGGGCACAGCCCAGGCUGGGCAGGCAGCAGCCUGGUGAAUGGCUCCUGAGACA